UUGUAAAAUGUUUGGCCGCCAUGCACGAUGGGUCCAGAGUUGUCUCGGCGGGUGCUGACGGGACGGUUAGGAUUCGCGACCUUUCAAUUUCAGCGAAGUCUAAAACCGUCCAGCUUGAUGGCGAUGACAAGGAGAGAGUGCUUCGUGGCCACAGYAAUGCUGUUACUUGUGUUGUUGUCUUGAAAGAUCGCCGUCACAUUCUCACAGGUUCUAAAGACUCUACCAUUAAACUUUGGGAUAUGAAUAGCAGUCUGUGUGAAGCGACAUACACUGGGCACARCAAAGAUGUCGCAUGUUUGGUAGCUACCGCUGAUAGCAACACAUUUGUCUCAGGCUCAACGGAUUUCACUAUUAGAAUCUGGUCAACUAAUCAUAGCGAAGAAACCCACAUCAUUUCCGAAUAUAACGACUCAAUCACCGACAUCGUCAUGACAACGGAUGACCGCUGCUUUAUUGCAGGCUCACAUGAAAGUAAGCUUCAACUACGCAUGUGGGAUAUCAAAACAGGCGCAUGUGCAAGGGUGUUCCAUGGACAUACCCAUGCUAUUAUGMGACUGAAAGUUGCGCAUGCUCAUAACAUGCUGUUGUCAAGUUCACGCGACGGAACGGUAAAAGCCUGGGACAUAGCAUCUGGGAAUUUGCUGAAUUCGUUUGACUUUCAAUCGCAAGUCAAACAUUUUGACUUUGCUCCUGUGGGGGAGGGGGACAGCAACUAUUCUUUCAUCGCGGUUACCAAGUCCGGUACUGUUGGAAUCAUGAAGUUUUGGAAUCCCCACCAGCGCGCAGUCGCUGUUCAUCUUCCCGAGAAUGUUUCAGAAGCGAAGAAAGAAGUUAAACCAAAAGAAGAAAACAGCAGAGAAAGAGAGAAAGAAGAGGAAAGAAAGGAAGAAAACAAAGUCAAACGCUUCAAGGAGGUGGGAGGUCCCGUCCCAACUAGCAUCACUUUCAGKGGGAAUUCGGGGUGCUGUUCGCGGUGUUCCUGCUGUAACUGCCAUAGAUGUACAGUUUUGUAAAUUGACGCAAAUUGACGCAUAAAAUCGCACUCAAAUACACUUUCAGUUAAUAAAAUUUGUAUGGACUGUAUGAGUUCACUCAUAAACAUUUGUCAGUUAAACCUUAGACGCUCUUAAAGAGCGCUAUUACUGGUACCAAUUAAAUUUUUGGGCCUUUUAUUUUUUUUAAAUGCUAAUAAGAUCAGAACACUCAAACAUGUUAUGGUCAAAAACUACUUCUAGAUUUGAAGAAAUGAAUUUUAUAAUAAAAUUAAACAAYUUUUGCAAAGCUCACUUCUGAUCAAGUUUUGAGUCUGAAUGGAAAAUU
This is a messenger RNA of Exaiptasia diaphana, 1320 nucleotides long. RefSeq lists its product as uncharacterized. NCBI's taxonomy places the organism in Eukaryota, Metazoa, Cnidaria, Anthozoa, Actiniaria, Aiptasiidae. Gene Ontology annotation, molecular function: protein binding; RNA polymerase II general transcription initiation factor activity. The transcript has 3 exons. The record is from RefSeq and is a predicted model, not a curated record. Gene Ontology annotation, biological process: transcription initiation at RNA polymerase II promoter. The coding region runs from base 21 to 1013 and encodes 330 amino acids. Gene Ontology annotation, cellular component: transcription factor TFIID complex.